Messenger RNA from Uranotaenia lowii, 1089 nucleotides. It is a transcript of the gene RpS4, whose product is annotated as 40S ribosomal protein S4. The record is from RefSeq and is a predicted model, not a curated record. NCBI's taxonomy places the organism in Eukaryota, Metazoa, Arthropoda, Insecta, Diptera, Culicidae. The coding region runs from base 137 to 925 and encodes 262 amino acids. Gene Ontology annotation, cellular component: ribosome; cytosolic small ribosomal subunit. Gene Ontology annotation, biological process: translation. The transcript has 4 exons. Gene Ontology annotation, molecular function: structural constituent of ribosome; RNA binding.
ACAGAAGCGACGCGUCGAAAGAACUGUCAAGCGACGACUCCUCCCGGAACUCCGCUGAACUCGAAUCUGACAGCUUCGUUUGACAACUUCCGGUUGUUUGUCGUUUGUAGUUUUCUUUUCGCCCUUAACUAUCAAGAUGGCUCGUGGACCGAAGAAACAUUUGAAGCGCUUGAAUGCCCCACGGGGAUGGAUGUUGGACAAGACGGGAGGUGCCUUUGCCCCGAGGCCCUCGACCGGUCCACACAAGCUGCGGGAGUCGCUUCCGUUGGUGAUCUUCUUGCGCAACCGGCUGAAGUACGCCCUGACCAACGAUGAGGUUACCCGUAUUGUGAUGCAGCGUCACAUCAAGAUCGACGGCAAAGUGCGUACCGAUGCCAACUACCCGGCCGGAUUCAUGGAUGUUAUCACCAUCGAUAAGACCAGCGAGAAUUUCCGUCUGAUCUACGAUGUCAAGGGUCGUUUCACCGUUCAUCGUAUCACUCCGGAAGAAGCUAAGUACAAGCUCCUGAAGGUGAAGCGUGUGCAGAUCGGCCCCAAGAAGGUUCCAUACAUUCUGACCCACGACGGACGCACCAUCCGCUACCCGGAUCCCUUCAUCCACCAGAACGAUUCGAUCCAGUACGAUAUCGCGACCGGUAAAGUGAUGGAUGUGCUCAAGUUUGAACCCGGAAAUCUGUGCAUGAUCACCGGAGGAAGGAAUUUGGGUCGUUGCGGUACGGUCAUCCAGCGUGAGAAGCAUCCGGGAUCGUUCGAAAUCGUGCACAUCAAGGACGCCACCGGCCAUGUGUUCGCCACCCGUUUGACCAAUGUGUUCAUCAUUGGCAAGGGCACCAAGGCGUUCAUCUCGUUGCCGAAGGGCAAGGGUGUGAAGCUGACCAUUGCCGAGGAGCGCGACCGACGGUUGGCAAGCAAGGCUGCCCACUAAGAUGAGUCUGGGGAUUGAUAACACCACGAGAGGGCGUGAGCGAAAACAAUUCCGCGAUAAAUAAGGCAAGUUAUGUAUUUUUAAUAUACAUCGACAGAAGAAAAAAUACAUUCGUUUGCAUAUCGAAUGUAUUUGAUAAAUGAGAAUACAAACGGUAAAAAUUA